AUGUCCACGAUAGCGAUUGCCGUAAAUGCGGCGAUCUCGGCGGGCGCAUACCUGAUGACGGUGCGCAUGAUCCCCCGCUUGCGUGACAUGUUCAUCAAGGCCAACUUGUUUGGUCGUGAUCUCUGCAAAAAGGACAAGCCGCAAGUACCCGAAUCCUAUGGCGUAAUUAUAGGCUGCGUCUUUCUUAUCUCCAUAUUUCUGUUCAUCCCAAUACCGUUUACAUUCGAUGAAAAUGCCGCCACGGAUGCAGUUACAGGCGGCAAACCAUUAACAUUUCCCCAUGAUAAGUUCGUGGAACUCAUUGCCGCCUUAUUGUCGAUAUGCUGCAUGAUAUUUCUUGGCUUUGCCGACGAUGUGCUUGAUCUACGCUGGCGUCACAAGCUCCUCCUACCCACGAUAGCAACGUUACCGCUUUUGAUGGUAUACUAUGUCAACUACAAUUCCACUACCGUCAUGAUGCCCAACUUUGCUCGUGCUCUGUUUGGUACAUCCGUUAAUAUUGGAAUAUUUUACUAUGUGUUUAUGGGCAGUUUGGCUGUGUUCUGCACCAAUGCCAUCAAUAUACUCGCUGGUAUCAAUGGUCUAGAAGUUGGUCAAUCGCUCAUCAUUGCCGGCUCCGUUUUGCUCUUCAAUUUCAUCGAGCUAUCCCUGGGUCACCAAGUGGAAUCGCAUCAGUUCUCCAUACAUUUUAUGCUGCCAUUUUUGGCCACCUCACUGGCUUUGUGGAAGUUCAAUAGAUAUCCGUCGCAGGUGUUUGUGGGCGACACAUAUUGCUAUUUUGCCGGCAUGACCUUUGCUGUCGUGGGCAUCUUGGGUCACUUUAGCAAGACGCUGUUGCUCUUCUUUCUGCCGCAGAUCUUAAACUUUUUGUACUCAACGCCGCAACUUUUUCACUUUGUGCCCUGUCCAAGGCAUCGGCUACCGAAAUAUGAUCAGAAAUCGGAUUUGCUACAUAUAAGCACUACGGAAUUCCGAUUGGAUGAGCUAAAUAGUCUCGGACGUCUCAUGGUCAAAGUGCUGCGCACAUUACGGCUGGUCAGCUGGCAGGAACACGCAGAUGGCCGGAUUGUGACAAACAACUUAACGCUAAUCAACUUUGUGCUCGUUAUCUUUGGGCCAGUGCACGAGCGUGUGGCGACACAAAUGCUGAUGGGAUUCCAGGUGUUGUCCACAUUGCUGGCGCUUUUCAUACGCUAUCCGUUGGCCAAUUAUUUCUAUGCAACGGAAAGGUAAUCAAAGCAAGCCUUGAAUUGGCUUUCGAUUGUUGAACUCAAUAUAUUACACAGUUCCCCCUGAAAAGUAAUUUAAGUACGAAAUUAUAUUCUCUCCAAAAAUAAACGACGAAAGUAAAUUAUA
This is a messenger RNA of Drosophila nasuta, 1356 nucleotides long. RefSeq names its product Alg7 dolichyl-phosphate N-acetylglucosaminephosphotransferase (gene Alg7). The record is from RefSeq and is a predicted model, not a curated record. Gene Ontology annotation, molecular function: UDP-N-acetylglucosamine-dolichyl-phosphate N-acetylglucosaminephosphotransferase activity. Lineage: Eukaryota; Metazoa; Arthropoda; Insecta; Diptera; Drosophilidae. The transcript has 5 exons. Gene Ontology annotation, biological process: dolichol-linked oligosaccharide biosynthetic process. Bases 1 to 1233 code for a protein of 410 amino acids. Gene Ontology annotation, cellular component: membrane.